Molecule: messenger RNA, 912 nt
Organism: Macrosteles quadrilineatus (aster leafhopper)
Lineage: Eukaryota; Metazoa; Arthropoda; Insecta; Hemiptera; Cicadellidae
Exons: 4
Coding region: 44-436 (130 amino acids)
Source: RefSeq, a predicted model, not a curated record
CUUCUCCUUCAUUGUUGAAGUGUUAGUAGUGAAGUUCUUCGAGAUGCCUGUCCUCUCCAUCUACCGUGUCACCCUGUCUUUCCCGCCCAAGGGGAACAUCAGUCACACUGGCCUUCUGGUCUCUACGGAAAACCCUCCCUUUGAGACUGCUUACCUGACUACUGAGGAAUGUUUUCAACUUAUGUCCAUGAUCAUGGUUGUGGUCCUCAUGCUUUAUAUCAUCGUCUUCUACAAAUUCUUUUGGAAAUUGUACAAAGCUCUGAGGGCAACUGUUUACAGCUGCCUUGCCACCUGCUUUAGAAAGUGUGGGUUUAACGUGCCCCGUGCUGACCCCUACAACAACCUUGUAGAGGAAGGGCUAGUUAUUCACGUAGUCCAUCCUAAGGAGCAAAAGGUCCAGACAUACCAUUGUGAGGGGGGCCGUGGAGUUCUUUAAAUAAAGGAUUCAGCCAGGCACAGAAAAUAAUUUAAACCCAAACUGCCACCCUACCUCUAUCUCAUAAGUUACAAAUAAUUAUAUACAUACUGUAUUAAUCUUUCUAAGGCCUCAAGUAUGGAAAUCAUAAAAAUUUUAUAUAAUUCAAGCAAAAUUUGGUAUGUUUGUUCCAAAUUUUUAGAGAUAUGGAUCAUCGAUUACAAGUAUUUUAGUAUAGUUUAAAUUUUAUGCAGAACUUUUGGUUAGGAAAAUCUACGUUUUAAAAUUUUAUUUCUAGAUAUUAUUUUUUUAAAUUCUAAUUAUUGUAACUUUUUUAAUUUGUUACUGUACUUUAAAUCGAAUUUUUGUUCAAAUUGUUUGAUCCAGAGUCCUAAAAGCCUUGUAUGCUCUUGCAUGCGUAAGAGGUAGAGUGGCAAUGGGUGUCAUAUAUGUAGUGUUUUAUAGAAUUGUAGUAAAUAUAGAUGAGCAUCCACAAA